AUGUUGAAUCUUUUAAGUGAACCAAUUAAUAUUGCAAUCGAUGGUCAAGUAGCAACAGAAAAAACAUCAAUUGGUAGUAAACUUGCAAAAUUUUUAAAAUACAAAUUUAUUGAUACUGGCUUGUUUUAUCGCUAUUUUGUAGUAAAAUAUUAUAAUCAUCAUGUAAAUAAUUUAAGUGAUGAAAUAAUUAAUUCAAAUAUUACUAUUGAUGAUUUAAAAAAAAUUAAUCAACUUAGUAAUAAAGAAUAUUUACAAAUUGGAACUUGUGCAGCAGAAAUAGCAAAGAAUGAUGGUGUUAGAAAAGCAAUUAAUACUAAAAUUAAUCAAUUAGUCAAUGGAAAAGGAUUUGUUGUAGUUGGACAUAAUUUAGAAUAUGAAAAUAAUUUUACAUCAAUUUUUGAUAAUUUAAUGCAACGUGAUUUUAAGUCAUAUGAUUUAAUUCAACAAGCAAAACAAAUUUCUAUAAUUAUUAACAUGAAAAAUUUAUCACUUGAUCAAGCUAUUCAGAAAAUUCUUAAACUAGUUAUCUAUUAUUCUUUACAACAUA
Molecule: messenger RNA, 547 nt
Organism: Cetraspora pellucida
Lineage: Eukaryota; Fungi; Glomeromycota; Glomeromycetes; Diversisporales; Gigasporaceae
Source: the annotation of a GenBank genome assembly